AUGGUGCUUCGCAUGCAAAGCCUCACUCCCCCUCGUCGUGUGUCGGUGGACGGCCCAAUCAUCGUCGGCGCCGGUCCCUCCGGGCUGGCCGUGGCGGCCAGCCUCGGCGAGGAGGGCAUGCCAUUCCUCAUGGUGGAGCGCGAGGACUGCAUCGCCUCGCUUUGGCAGAAGCGCACCUACGACCGCGUCAAGCUCCACCUCCCCAAGCACUUCUGCGAGCUCCCUCGCAUGCCCUUCCCGGACCACUACCCGGAGUACCCCACCCGCCGCCAGUUCAUCGACUACCUCGUGGACUACGCCACCAAGUUCGACAUCAAGCCGGAGUUCAACACCACCGUGCUCUCCGCCCAUUAUGACAACACCUCUGGCCUCUGGCACGCGCAAGCCACCAGCGCAAGCGGUGACCAGAUGGAGUACAUCGGCCGCUGGCUCGUGGUCGCCACCGGAGAGAACGCCGUCAACGUUGUCCCAGACAUUCCGGGCCUCGGCGGCUUCUGCGGCGAGGUCUCCCUCGACCUCUGCGACCACGGCGCCCACCCCUUCAUGGUGGUGCGCGACGCCAUGCACGUCAUUCCACGCGAGGUGCUCGGCAAGUCAACUUUCGAGCUGGCAAUGCUGCUCUUGGCGUGGCUCCCGCUCUGGCUCGUGGAUAAGAUCAUGAUCUUCCUCGCCUGGCUCGUCCUCGGCGACCUCGACAAGCUCGGCAUCCACCGGCCGGCUGUCGGCCCGCUCACGCUCAAGCACACUCUCGGCCGCGCCCCGGUGCUCGACACGGGCGCGCUCGCCAGGAUCAGGUGCGGCCAAAUCACCGUCGUCCCCGGCAUCACCCGCUUCACAAACUCCGACGCCGUGCUCUCUGAUGGCACCGUCGUCCAUGUUGAUGCUGUCAUCCUAGCCACCGGCUACAGAAGCAAUGUACCACAGUGGCUCCGGGCAACGGACUUCUUCGGCAAGGAUGGCUACCCCAAGACAGAGUUCCCUAACGGCUGGAAGGGCCAGUUUGGGCUCUACUCCGUCGGCUUCGCACGCCGCGGACUCUCCGGUGCCGCCGCCGAUGCCGUGCACAUCGCCAAGGACCUCUGCCAGGUCUGGAAGGAGUCCAGGCCCACAAAGAAGGCCGGCCGGCCUUGUUACAGGAGGUCUAUCUCCGUCGUCUUGUAA
This is a messenger RNA of Lolium rigidum, 1161 nucleotides long. Its product is annotated as probable indole-3-pyruvate monooxygenase YUCCA5. The coding region runs from base 1 to 1161 and encodes 386 amino acids. Gene Ontology annotation, molecular function: flavin adenine dinucleotide binding; NADP binding; N,N-dimethylaniline monooxygenase activity. NCBI's taxonomy places the organism in Eukaryota, Viridiplantae, Streptophyta, Magnoliopsida, Poales, Poaceae. The record is from RefSeq and is a predicted model, not a curated record. The transcript has 2 exons.